GGGAGCAGCUCGAGUCUACUGGAGCAGGCUGGUGAUGCCAGAUGCCUGACUGGAGGCGGACCAAGCGGCCCGCUGCCUCUCUCCGGUCAGCCCGGCGCUUGGGUCCCUCGCCCUCACCUGCUCUUCGGGGAGGCGUCCGGCCAUGCGGCGGCUGUGGCCACUGGCCGUCUCUCUUGCCGUGCUAUUGGCUGCGGGGCUGAGCAGAGUCUCUGGGGGUGCCGCCCUGCCCGCGGGCCGGCACAGGGCCGAGGCCCAGGAGCAGCAGAGCCGGUCCAAGAGAGGCACCGAGGAUGAGGAGGCCAAGGGGGUGCAGCAGUAUGUGCCCGAGGAGUGGGCCGAGUACCCCCGGCCCAUCCACCCUGCUGGCCUGCAGCCCUCCAAGCCCUUGGUGGCCACCAGCCCCAACCCAGACAAGGAUGGGGGCACGGCAGGCCGCGGCCAGGAGCCUCGGGGCAAUCUGACAGGGACGCCGGGCCAGAGGCUGCAGAUUCAGAACCCCCUGUACCCGGUGACUGACAGCUCCUACAGAGCUUAUUGCAUCAUGGUCCUGGCCCUGGUGGUGUUUGCCGUGGGCAUCGUGGGAAACCUGUCGGUCAUGUGCAUCGUGUGGCACAGCUACUACCUGAAGAGUGCCUGGAACUCCAUCCUGGCCAGCUUGGCCCUCUGGGAUUUUCUGGUCCUCUUUUUCUGCCUCCCGGUGGUCAUCUUCAAUGAGCUCACCAAGCAGAGGUUGCUGGGCGACGCCUCUUGCCGGGCCGUGCCCUUCAUGGAGGUCUCCUCACUGGGAGUCACCACCUUCAGCCUCUGCGCCUUGGGCAUCGACCGCUUCCACGUGGCCACCAGCACCCUGCCCAAGGUGAGGCCCAUCGAGCGGUGCCAAUCCAUCCUGGCCAAGCUGGCCAUCAUCUGGGUGGGCUCCGUGAUCCUGGCCGUGCCUGAGCUCCUACUGUGGCAGCUGUCGCAGGAACCUGCCCCCACCACGGGCACCCUGGACUCAUGCAUCAUGAAACCGUCAGCCAGCCUGCCCGGGUCGCUCUACUCGCUGGUGAUGACCUACCAGAACGCCCGCAUGUGGUGGUACUUCGGCUGCUACUUCUGCCUGCCCGUCCUCUUCACCGUCACCUGCCAGCUGGUGACGUGGCGGGUGCGGGGCCCUCUGGGGAGGAAGCCCGAGUGCCGGGCCGACAAGCAUGAGCAGUGUGAGAGCCAGCUCAACAGCACUGUGGUGGGCCUGACGGUGGUCUACGCCCUCUGCGCCCUCCCCGAGAACGUCUGCAACGUUGUGGUGGCCUACCUCUCCACGGAGCUGACUCGCCAGACCCUAGACCUCCUGGGCCUCAUCAACCAGUUCUCCGCCUUCUCCAAGGGGGCCAUCACACCCGUGCUCCUCCUGUGCACCUGCAGGCCGCUGGGCCAGGCCUUCCUGGGCUGCUGCUGCUGCUGCUGGGGGGGGUGCGGCGGCGCCUCAGCCGCCCGCGCCUCGGACACCAAGCUCAAGGCCGCCGCGCCCUCCUCCAUCUACUUCCACAAGCCCAGGGAGUCGCCCCCGCUCCUGCCCCUGGGCACGCCUUGCUGAGGCCAGGCUCCAGCCUGGGAGAGGCACGGGGGCAGGGGCACGGAGGGGCGGGGAGGGCGCCCCCCCCCCCCCCAAGCCUGGGUCUGGUGUUUCUGCCCCCAUAGGUCUCGCUUCUCUGCCGUCUUGCUCUCUAGUGAUGGACUUGGUUCCUCCUGCCGGGGUUUGGGUUCAGGCACAGCAAAGCCCCCUCCGUCAGCAGGACCUUCGCUGUCACUCUGUGGGGCCUUCCAGCCCUGGGCUCUCAGCUGGUGGGUGGUGAUGCUUCCGGGUCCUUAGAACUGCCUAGAAACUCUCAGUCCCCGCCCCUCUGCCCCCCCCCCCACCUCCAGCUGGGAGCCAGAACUUCACCUGUCUCGGUCUUGGAAUCUGCUAUACUUUAGUUGGGCCCUCUCUAAGUAUCAUCUUCCUGACACUCAUCCAUCCUAGAAUAGGGGGUCCUUUGGGGGUCAGCCCUACCUGGCUCUUCUCUGGACCAGAUCUUCCCCAGCCUUGGACACCUCCUCUUCCUCCUGGCAACUCCCCUCCUUCCAGAGGAUUUCUCUCUCCUUCCUCUUCCUUCUUUGACAUAUCCUGGGUUGCCCUGUCCCCACCUCCCUUGGUGGGUCCCCCUCUGUAGCAGGCCCUUCUUCAAAAACAAUAAACUAGGUAGAACUAUC
Messenger RNA from Leptonychotes weddellii (Weddell seal), 2232 nucleotides. RefSeq names its product G protein-coupled receptor 37 like 1 (gene GPR37L1). Gene Ontology annotation, biological process: adenylate cyclase-inhibiting G protein-coupled receptor signaling pathway; positive regulation of MAPK cascade. Gene Ontology annotation, molecular function: G protein-coupled peptide receptor activity. Gene Ontology annotation, cellular component: plasma membrane; signaling receptor complex. The record is from RefSeq and is a predicted model, not a curated record. Lineage: Eukaryota; Metazoa; Chordata; Mammalia; Carnivora; Phocidae.